Molecule: messenger RNA, 3332 nt
Organism: Sinocyclocheilus rhinocerous
Lineage: Eukaryota; Metazoa; Chordata; Actinopteri; Cypriniformes; Cyprinidae
Product: probable phospholipid-transporting ATPase IIB
Exons: 29
Coding region: 1-3090 (1029 amino acids)
Biological process (GO): retrograde vesicle-mediated transport, Golgi to endoplasmic reticulum; phospholipid translocation; endocytosis
Cellular component (GO): plasma membrane; endosome; trans-Golgi network
Molecular function (GO): magnesium ion binding; ATP binding; ATPase-coupled intramembrane lipid carrier activity
Source: RefSeq, a predicted model, not a curated record
AUGGCAGACAGCAUCCCUCUGAAUCCUGUACGGAAGAAUUCAAGAAAAACUGCGUAUUAUAAUGCUGGUAGACCUGCCAGUUCAGUUCUUUACCAGCAGUUUAAGUUCUUCCUCAACUUGUAUUUUUUGGUAGUGGCUUGUUCUCAGUUUGUUCCAUCACUAAAGAUAGGAUAUUUGUACACUUACUGGGCCCCGCUGGGCUUUGUGUUGGCUGUCACUAUGGUGAGAGAGGCAGUUGACGAAGUUCGGCGCUGCAGGAGAGAUAAAGAGAUGAAUUCCCAGCUGUACAGUAAACUCACAGUGAGAGGGAAGGUCCAAGUAAAGAGCUCAGACAUACAGGUUGGAGAUUUAAUCAUUGUGGAAAAGAAUCAGAGAAUUCCUGCUGAUAUGAUUUUGCUGAGAACCUCAGAGAAGACUGGUUCGUGUUUUAUUAGAACAGAUCAGCUAGAUGGAGAGACAGACUGGAAGCUGCGAAUCGCUGUUGCUUGCACUCAAAGACUACCUGCCUUAGGGGAUCUCUUCUCUAUCAGCGCGUACGUUUACGCCCAGAAGCCUGAACUGGACAUUCACAGUUUUGAGGGGAACUUCACAUGGGAGGACUGUGACCCUCCCAUCCACGAGAGCUUGAGUAUUGAGAACACCCUGUGGGCCAGCACUGUGGUGGCAUCUGGUACUGUCAUAGGUGUGGUCAUAUAUACGGGAAAAGAAAUGAGAAGCGUGCUGAACACGUCACAGUCCAAAAACAAGGUGGGGCUGUUGGACCUGGAGUUAAACCGCCUAACAAAAGCUCUGUUCCUGGCUCAGGUGGUUCUGUCUGUUGUUAUGGUGGCUUUGCAGGGAUUUCUUGGGCCCUGGUUCCGAAACCUGUUCCGUUUCGUGGUUUUAUUUUCAUACAUCAUCCCCAUCAGUCUAAGAGUAAACCUGGACAUGGGGAAGUCAGCGUACGGCUGGAUGAUUAUGAGGGAUGAGAAUAUUCCAGGUACUGUGGUUCGGACAAGCACCAUCCCAGAAGAACUUGGUCGUUUGGUCUACCUGCUUACAGACAAAACAGGCACUCUGACCCAGAAUGAGAUGGUCUUCAAGCGCCUCCAUCUCGGUACUGUGUCAUAUGGAACAGACACUAUGGAUGAGAUCCAGAGUCACAUCAUCCAGUCUUAUGCUCAGGUGAGCUCGGCGCAGUCUAAUGGCAAUAGUGCGAGUUCAACACCCUCUCGUAAACCACAGCCACCUGCACCAAAGGUCCGCAAGAGCGUGAGUAGCCGGAUCCAUGAGGCCGUGAAAGCCAUCGCCCUCUGCCACAAUGUUACACCGGUGUACGAAUCCCGUGUUAAUGGUGUCAGCACGGAGCCAGAGAGUACAGAGGCUGACCAGGACUUCAGUGACGACAACCGCACUUACCAGGCCUCCAGUCCUGAUGAGGUGGCUCUGGUGCGCUGGACUGAGAGUGUGGGUUUGACUCUGGUGAACAGAGACCUGACGUCCCUCCAGUUGAAGACCCCAGCCGGACACAUCUUGACCUAUUACAUCCUCCAGAUCUUCCCCUUCACCUCUGAGAGCAAGCGCAUGGGCAUUAUUGUCAGGGAGGAGGCUACGGGCGACAUCACAUUUUACAUGAAAGGGGCUGAUGUUGCUAUGGCGAGCAUUGUACAGUACAAUGAUUGGCUGGAGGAGGAGUGCGGGAACAUGGCCAGAGAGGGCCUGCGGACACUGGUGGUGGCUAAGAAAUCACUGACUGAAGAGCAAUACCAGGACUUUGAGAGUCGUUAUAAUCAGGCGAAGUUGAGUAUCCACGAUCGCGCUCUGAAGGUGGCGGCAGUGGUGGAGAGUCUGGAGAGAGAGAUGGAGCUUCUGUGUCUCACUGGAGUGGAAGAUCAGCUGCAGGCUGAUGUCCGGCCCACACUGGAGCUCCUCCGCAAUGCUGGGAUCAAGAUCUGGAUGUUGACCGGAGACAAGCUGGAAACUGCUACAUGUAUCGCCAAAAGUUCCCACUUAGUUUCUAGAAAUCAAAACAUCCACGUUUUCAGACCGGUGUCCAACAGGGGCGAGGCUCAUCUGGAGCUGAACUCUUUCAGAAGGAAACACGACUGUGCGCUGGUCAUAUCAGGGGACUCUCUGGAGGUCUGUCUGCGCUACUAUGAGCAUGAAUUUGUGGAGCUGGCGUGUCAGUGCCCCGCUGUGGUUUGCUGUCGCUGCUCUCCCACGCAGAAAGCUCAGAUCGUUCGAUUGUUACAGCAACAUACAGACAACAGAACAUGUGCCAUAGGCGAUGGAGGAAAUGAUGUCAGCAUGAUCCAAGCAGCAGACUGUGGUAUCGGUAUUGAAGGGAAGGAGGGAAAGCAGGCGUCUCUGGCAGCAGAUUUCUCCAUAACCCAGUUCAAGCACAUAGGCAGACUGCUGAUGGUACAUGGCCGCAACAGCUACAAACGCUCAGCAGCUCUGGGCCAGUUUGUCAUGCACCGUGGGAUGAUCAUCUCCACCAUGCAGGCUGUGUUUUCCUCUAUUUUCUACUUCGCAUCUGUUCCACUGUACCAAGGUUUCCUCAUGGUGGGUUACGCCACCAUCUACACCAUGUUCCCUGUCUUUUCUCUGGUGUUGGACCAGGAUGUGAAGCCUGAGAUGGCUCUGCUGUAUCCUGAACUCUAUAAAGACCUCACCAAGGGUCGCUCCCUGUCCUUUAAGACCUUCCUGAUUUGGGUUUUGAUAAGUGUAUAUCAAGGGGGCAUCCUGAUGUACGGGGCCCUGGUGCUGUUCGAUCAGGAGUUUGUGCAUGUGGUGGCGAUCUCCUUCACUGCUCUGAUCCUGACGGAGCUGCUGAUGGUGGCACUGAUGGUCCGCACCUGGCACUGGCUCAUGGUCGUAGCCGAACUUAUCAGUCUUGGCUGCUACCUCGCUUCCCUCGCCUUCCUGAACGAAUACUUCGGCAUAGGUCGCGUGACCUUAGGAGCUUUCCUGGAUCUUUCGUUUAUCAUGACACGGGUGUUCUUGUGGAAGGUGUGUGUCAUCACACUGGUCAGCUGUUUGCCGCUCUACAUCAUCAAAUAUCUGAAGCGGAAAUUCUCCCCACCAAGUUAUUCCAAACUCUCCUCCUGAACUUUCCAUAUGGUCACAUGGUGUCAAAAGGCGUGCCUGACACAUUAAUAAGCACACGUGACUGCUACAUCAAACACUUUGAAACUCAUCUGUUCCUUUUUUUUAAAUGCUGGAUGUUAGUUCACCAAAAAAUUAACAAGCUAACAUCAUUUACCCACCCUCAUGUUGUUCUAAACCUUUAUGGAAACACAAAAAGAGAAGUUUCUGCUCCUUUCCAUACAACGGUGACCAUAGGGCUGUCA